Fukomys damarensis (Damara mole-rat) is the source of this 4193-nucleotide messenger RNA. It is a transcript of the gene Spata31f1, whose product is annotated as family with sequence similarity 205 member A. The record is from RefSeq and is a predicted model, not a curated record. NCBI's taxonomy places the organism in Eukaryota, Metazoa, Chordata, Mammalia, Rodentia, Bathyergidae. The coding region runs from base 100 to 4113 and encodes 1337 amino acids. The transcript has 4 exons.
UGGACAUGACAAAGCCUAGCUUGGAGUCAUUAGUCACUAGAACCUUAAAUGCCUACAUGUAGGGAUGGUUGGGCUCCUCAAGCUAAUGAGGUUUAGACCAUGUUGAACCCUACAUUUGUUCUAUGGAAUAAUGUAUACUCCUUAUAUACCUGUGGCUCCAUCUUCAUCAUUAUCCUACUUAUCUGGCAAGUGAAACGGCAUUACCAUGGAUUGAGACUUGAACCUGAAAGGAGCUGCUGUUGGUGUCACCGAAAAGUCAGGCAAAGGAGAAGAGAUGCAGCAUCAAGAGCUAGGAGAUUUUCCCAGAAAGAAGCAGAGAAGCAGUGGGACCUACUCUCAAUCAUGAAAAGCCAGCACUGGCUUCCCCAACAGGAAAAUGUGCGGCAGCUCCUGUGUGCAGAUUCUUCUUGCCAAACCUGCAAUGCCAUGGCUCUGGAGAUUCAGCAGCUUCUGGAGGAUAAGAACCAGAUGUCCCCAACUUUCUCUGGACCAUCGCAGAGCUCUUCUUGCUUACAGGUGAUGUCCACAUCAACUGUGUCUUCUGAGCAGAAUCUAGAACCUCAUCCUCAGUUCUCCAGAGACCUUUCACUGACACCUGCAACCCCAACACAAUCACAACAAAUGCAACAAAAAUACUUAACCCAGACAGUUGCCCAGAAAACUAGUGCCAUCAAAAUACAAGAAUAUUUUGCUGAUCAUCUCCAGCUAGGGCAGGAAUUUCAACUGGCAAAUAUGUCCAUCGUCCAAGAGAGUAGGGCUUCUUCAAAGCUUGAGGAGCCUAUGGUUCCAGUAAAUGCUCAGGAGAUGAUACAAAAUAAACCCAACCUUAUCCAGGGGAACCAAGGCCACCACCACCUGAAGUCACUGAAUGCAGAGUUCACUAAUCUGACACAUCCUAUGAUCUUGAAUGUGGACUCAGUCCUCCCUGCCCACCUGCCAUUCUUCAGACCUCAAGUUUGGAGGCUUCUUGAAAGACAUGUAAAAAAAUGGAUGCAUUUCCAGAGGUGGGGGCUCCCUAGACGUGUGGAAGACUCUCUGAGACAGCUUGUGCCAGACCCAAUAUUGUUUGGCAAAAUUAGAAAAAACCUACAAUUUUCCUCCAUUCUGAAUAGUACUUCUAAGGUCACUUGUGACAAAAUUGGGACCAUUGUCCCACAUACCUGGGGUUCAUACAUAAGCAGAGAGCCCAUUCAGUCUAUCUGGGUUUCUGAGUGGUCUCUUAUAAAACCUCAACAAAGAUAUCAAUACCAGCAAGUCCAAAACCAUGAGACACUAGCCUUGUCCUCUCCACCUCUUGAAGUCUUAAGUGGCUUCUAUCUACCACCUGAGGGACAGACUAAUGACUCAGAAAACAAUCUGCACCAGAAAUACAGGCAGCUUUUCUGCGGCCACCCCUCUCUGCACAGUGAAUCCUUGUCAGACACAUUCUUGAGCUCUGAAGGCCUCUCCAAGAACAAGAAUAUAUCCAAGCCCCCACCGAAGGAUUCUCUUCCAUUCAAGGGACUCUCUACCCAUCCCUUGCUGCCCAAAACACCACCUGAGAUAAUCGUGCCUUCUUCUCCAUCUUCUCCAAAUUGUGUGUCUCCAGCUGAACAUCAACAAGCUCAUAUAGGUGUCCCAUUUCUGACUCCAGCUGAAUGUAAAGCCUUAGAAUGGCACCUGCUGCAGAGGCAGCCCCAGUUUCAGCGGGGCCUGCCAGCUGUCAUCCAGAGACCUCACUGUGCCUACAAUCCCAUGCAGUUUGAGCCACGUGACAAAGCCCAGGCUCCUGAGACUGAGAAAAUGUCCUGGCCAAGGAAGCCCAUCUCCGAGACACUACACUUCUUCCCAGAGCAUGCUCGCAGGCUGCUGGAAUUUCACUUCCAGAAGCAGUUGAUCCGCCUUCGCUGGGGCCUGCCCGAGAAGAUCCAGCAGUCCUUCCAGUUGCUCCUUUCCUCUGCUGAUCAGCAGGCUCUGUCCUGCAGCAGCACAACCCUACUCAAUGUGAGUAUCCCCCAAUGUCUGACCCUAAAGGACAAGGGGGAUGGCGACCCAGUCUCACCCAUACUGGCCCAAAUGUCAAUCCCUGUGCCACACUUGUUCACCCAGGCCAAGGCAAUACUGCAAAGCCAUAUUGACUCCAAAUGUGGUCAGAUCCACCAGGGCAAGGUCCCCUGCUGUGUGUAUAGCUCCUGGGAAGGCACAGUUCCUGGGGGCCUGGCAGUGGCUCCCUUCCCCUGCGUUCCACAAGGCCAGCCCCUGGAGCUGCAGGCAGCAAGCGACCCUGACCUACACAAUAAAGUUAUGCCAAUGGCCCACGAUCCUCAAAAACAGGCCUCAGCACGCACUGUCACCGAACACCCUAAGCUGCACCAAGCCCUAUCUCAAGGAACCAUUGAGAAACUGGAGAUGACUUUACGGCACAAGUAUCUCACCUUCCUGUCAGGACUGCCUGCUCUUUACUCUGUAGCUCUUUCUACAGCUAUGGCUCCAGCAGUCACUAGCCAAUCUGUAGCCACAGGGAUGGUGCCAGGGCCUAACGAAACCCCAAAGGAGCCACUGGCUCAGAUUAUCUCACUGAAAGACCCAAGUAGGAGGCUUGGGCCAUGCUUUCAAAACGGCGAUGAGACUUGGGCAGACAACGCAGAUUUUCAACCUGAGGUGCAGGUGGAAGGAAUAACAGAGUCAGUACCUCUGGAGAGCCAGACAAACCCUGCUGUCCCCUACUCAUUCAAGACACAUAUCUUGUCCAAGCUAAACUUCCACCUGAGAAAAAAGGUCCUAGAGAUAAAACUGGGAGUUCCCAUAAAGGAAAGGCAGUCCAGGAAACUAACUGCAGCGGGCCCACAGGACAAGUCCUCACAGCCGUCUCUUAGUAGUCUAAGCAAGCAAGGAAGCACAGUGCUCCAGGAACUGCCCAAUCCACCAGACGCUUCUCCUGCCCCAGAUUCAGAGUGGGUUCACCUUAAAGAACACCUGGCCUCUCAGCUGAAGCUGGGGCAGUGCAACCAAAAGCCAGCUAGUUCCAAAGCAGUACCCCCUGCUUCCACCCAUCGGCCCUCCAAGAUCUCGCAACCCAGCGGGGACAUGACUGAGGCCCAGGUGCUUUGUGUUCAGGUGGAGGCCAGUGUAAACAACCCCAGCCUGGAGCAACCCUGGAGCCUUGAGCCUCAAAGCCCAAGCAAGGGCAAGGGCUCAGCCCAAAUCCCCACACUGGCAGAAAAGAGAGAAGACCUAGCAAAACCCAAAGCAGCAGGGGACCUCAGAGAAGGGGACGCAAGGCUUGGGCUCUCUUUAACCAGUGCAGAAAGACACCCUGAUGAAAAUCAGGAGCCAGAAGAAAUGUUUCUGAACAGAAAACCCCAGGGUUCCUGGCGAUGGACGCGCAGCUGUCAUCUUGUGGAUCUCCAACAACACAGUUCCAGGUAUCAUCCUCAGCUUAAGCUUUCAGAGCCAUGUCCAGGUGUCCCUGGGGGAAAAGAAUCUGAGCAUGAUGUGCAAGACCAUCAAAGAAGCUUAAAUGUCCUCAAAUCUUCAGAGAUUCCUAAGAGUUUCCAUCCUGCAGCAGCCCAACCGUCACAGGGCCAGCCUUUCCUGGGCCAAGCAACUCAGCACAAGGCUUGGAAGGGCCAAAUUUUGCAAGGUCAGGAUUUUCAGGGGCAAGGGAUGCCACCCUAUUCUCACCAGAGUCUCAGCCUUCCAAAGUCUGGCUUGAUAAAUAAGAUGAAAUCCUUUCUGCACUGCAUCAGUGCCAUGACAAAAGGCAAAUGGCAUGUGGACCCCAUCUUCUCCGCACCUGGGAAUGUGGCCAAAACUGUAAAAGAAAAUGUUGAAAAGAGCCUGGCUCCAACCAAAAGCACCGUGGAGAAAGCUAAAACUGACACACCAAAGAGAUACCCCAAGAUCCAAUCACUCCCCACAGACAGGCCAGUAGGCCUGGCCUCGUUAGAUGUUUUCCAUUCCCCACACAAGAAGCUCCAGCUGUGCUCCCAACUACAUGGAUCUGUCUCCAUCUCAGGCCACCGCCAACACUGUCCUAGGCAUUGUCCUGGAGUGGCUGCGCCACCCAAUCAGGGAACCAACCCUCCCAUCUCUCAUCUCAGAAACGUGUCCUUACCCAAGAAGAACACCUAGGGAUUUGACUAAGAGUUUCUAGGCUUCCCAAUUUCUGUAUCCUUUGUAGAACUCUACUAUUGUCAUUUUCAUUAAUAAAC